UUCUCAAUGGAAAACAACUUUUUGGCAUAUACAGCAUAAAUUAAAUUAUACAUUUAAUCACUUAGUCAUAACAAUCAACGGGAAUAAGCUCUACUAAUAAAUUGGCACAAUGGCAGAAGGAACACAAGAGGAACAUUUGAAGAGAACCAGCCUUCCAGCAAAAAUGAUCUCGCGCAAAGAAGUCAGUAUUUGGGCAAUACUCAAGAACUGUAUUGGCAAAGAUUUAAGCAAAAUUACCAUGCCCGUUAUCCUCAAUGAACCACUGAGCUUCCUGCAAAGGCUAUGCGAAUACAUGGAAUAUGCGGGACUCCUAACAAUAGCUGCACAAAAAGAGACCGCAGAGGAGCGUAUGGCACACGUGGCAGCUUUUGCAGUGUCUGCGUUAGCAUCCAAUUGGGAUCGACUUGGAAAGCCCUUCAAUCCACUUCUAGGCGAAACAUACGAGCUACAACGUGAUGGAUAUCGGAUCGUUUGUGAACAGGUGUCCCACCAUCCACCUGUAUCGGCAUUUCAUGCGGAGUCUCCUGACUUUAAGUUUCAUGGUUCAAUUAACCCUAAGCUUAAAUUCUGGGGAAAAAGCGUUGAAAUUCAGCCAAAAGGAGUUGUGACUCUCGAAUUUCCAAAAUGGAACGAGGCAUACACAUGGACAAAUGUGAACUGUUGUGUGCACAACAUAAUCGUUGGAAAACUGUGGAUAGAACAGUAUGGGUCUAUGGAGAUCACCAAUCAUUCCACUGGUCAUGUAGCGCUCUUAACAUUUAAGUCAUCUGGAUCGGCUGCUAAAAAUCUUCAUAGGGUGGAAGGAUUUGUGCAGGACGAAAAUAAGAAGAAAUUGUUUUUCUUAUAUGGAAAAUGGACGGAGUUUAUCAAAUGUUGUCCUGCCGAAAAUUAUGAGAGCUAUUUACGAGAGGGAAACAAGAAAAAUGGUGAAAAAGAUUUUACAGAUUCACCAGACGGGACUCCGAAAAAAAUGUUUUCCAAGCUGCAUAGCUUCAAACUGAACUCUUUCCGAAGUCUAUCCAUUCAAGAUAACGAUAACGGCCCACCUCCAGAAAUAGAGGGUGACAUACCCAAAAGCGAAUCAGCUUACUCCCUCGACAUACCAAACUCCACGUUAAUGUGGAGUUGUAAAGCUAGGCCUGAAAAUAGUGAUGAGUAUUAUCAUUUUAGUUAUUUUGCUCUGCAAUUAAAUGCAAUGGAUAAAAAUAUGAAACCACCAACUACUCUCUGCCCUACCGAUUCGCGAUUGCGACCUGACGUUUUAUGCUUGGAGAACGGCGACUUAGAAGGCUCUGCACGAGAGAAGACGCGUUUGGAAGAGAAACAACGCGAUACUAAAAAGCACCUAAAGUCCAAAAAUGAACCAGAAUGGAGCCCUAGAUGGUUCAAAAAUGCUAACAACCCUUAUACCAAUAAAGAUGAUUGGCUCUAUGCGGGAGGCUAUUGGAAUCGAAAAUAUGAAAGUACUAACGCAAUAUUUUAGAAAAAUUUAAAUGUACUAUAUAUACAUAUACAUACAUAUAUACAUGUUUUAUAGGUAUAUUAUAAUUGUGAAUAGAUCUGUCUAUAUGUUCACUGUUAAUUCAAUAUUAAGCUAAUAAAAUGUUGUUUAGCUGUUGGCUUCUAGCUGCAAGAAACUA
This is a messenger RNA of Scaptodrosophila lebanonensis, 1640 nucleotides long. Its product is annotated as oxysterol-binding protein-related protein 2. Bases 110 to 1483 code for a protein of 457 amino acids. Lineage: Eukaryota; Metazoa; Arthropoda; Insecta; Diptera; Drosophilidae. The transcript has 9 exons. The record is from RefSeq and is a predicted model, not a curated record. Gene Ontology annotation, molecular function: sterol binding. Gene Ontology annotation, cellular component: cytosol; membrane; intracellular membrane-bounded organelle.